This is a messenger RNA of Platichthys flesus (European flounder), 4020 nucleotides long. It is a transcript of the gene large1, whose product is annotated as LARGE xylosyl- and glucuronyltransferase 1. Lineage: Eukaryota; Metazoa; Chordata; Actinopteri; Pleuronectiformes; Pleuronectidae. Gene Ontology annotation, biological process: protein O-linked glycosylation via mannose. The transcript has 15 exons. Gene Ontology annotation, molecular function: glucuronosyltransferase activity; xylosyltransferase activity. The coding region runs from base 1684 to 3951 and encodes 755 amino acids. The record is from RefSeq and is a predicted model, not a curated record.
UUUUACAAAAAACUUAUUUUUUGCCCCUAUAUGUGAUUCUUCAGAAUCAGAAUCCUUUAAUAGUCCCACAUUGGGGAAAUUUGAGGGUUUACAACAGCAGCGCAAGCACAAUGCAACAAGAGCAAAAGAAAAACAACAUAUUUAAGAAACAAAAACAACAAUGAGCAAAAAAGUAUAAUAGUCAACAAGUAAAUAAAUAAUAAGUAGUAGAACAACUAAAUAAUACAAUUAAAUAAUUAAAUAAUUAAAUGAAUUGCACAAAUUUCACGAAAUGUGUUGUGAUUCAAUGGGAUCACAGCUGGUUGUACAGUCUGAAAGCAGCAGGAAGGAAGGACCUGCGGUACCUCUCCCUCACACACCGGGGAUGAAUCAGCCGGUGGCUGAAGGAGCUGUUUAGAGCUCCUUGUGUUAUUUAAAAAAAAGUUACAUUUAUUAAAUGUAAAUAAAGUGUGUGAUCCAGUGUCCUCACACUAAGGAACUACACUCAUAAUGUCAAAAGUGUAUUUAGUGUGUUAUGUAAGAUUUACAAACUUUCUCCAACAUCCACCUCCGCAUCUUGAGUCAUUUCGUGCUUUUUCAUGCAGCCACAGUUUUUGCUUAACCUUCAAACUGCUUGGGACCAGGACUCAUCCAGCUGAGCGCUGUGGCCAACUGCCAAACUCUGUGGCCCCGAAGGCCCCGGGUUCACUGUGUGGGGCCUUUUGUGGUAAUUUGAUUUAUUGAUUAAUAUAAAACUAAAAUGAAUGGCUUCGGGGGCGACUCCUACAUCUGUGCCUAAUCUCUUGUGUAAUAACCCUGUCCACUAUUAAUACCUCUGACAUUUCAGGGGAUGUUGUGCUCACAGGGCGCCGGUCCUUGAGGUGUGUUUAACGGGAGGUGUAGCGGCUCUCCCGGACCCUCGGAUCGGCCUCGGACGCCCGGUACAUCGGUGAGUCCGCUCCAGUCUCCGGACCAGUGACGAUCCGCUCCUCGUUCUCCUCCCUCCCACCUCCCCGAGCGCCACGCCGUGAUUGGCCGCUUGUCAGGAAGAAAGAGCUGCUGUGUUGAGGCCGAGCUCUCAGACACAGGCAGGACCCGGGCGAUGGAGGAAAACCACCGCGGAGGCGAUGCACACUUCCCCGCACACUCCUAACGCGUAUUGAGUAGCUGAGCGCCACUGGCAGCACAGACCGAGAGUCCGUGCUCCAGCCGCCGAGGCCUCUGUGAGCCCCCCCCCCCUACCCUGCCCGGGCUGCUUGUCGCCUGCCUCCUGGUCGCAGUCAUCCAGACCCGCUGGAUCUGCUCCGUGGCGACACAGCCACAGACACAUCAGGGACUCGAGUGCUCAAGCUGCCCGGAGGAGACGCGCCCGGCCGGCUUGUUGCUGCCGGUAGCCGCUGCUAACUGCCGGGGCUCGUAAACAACAAGACAGCGCUCCAACUCCAUGGAAGAAGUGAGCGGCGGAGCUCCGUCUGGGUUUUGCGCAUGAGGAGCCGCUACGACUAUUAUUGAGCCGCACGCAGCUGGUGUCCGCGUGAAAGAGCCGCUCCUGGGGUGGCGCGAGCGCGGAUUUAUUUGGCUGGAGCAUCGGACCAGCAGCAGUUUGAAGCCUCCCCGCAUCAGUGCCAUGAAUCAGCCUGGACAACAGCUGCUACCCACAUAGAGGUCACUUCACCUCUCUUUCCAUUUGCUGUGGUCCAGAGGAUGCUGGUAAUGUGUCGCGGGCGCAGGAAGUUCCUGGCGGCCACCCUUGCCCUGGUCUUCAUCCCAACACUCACCUGGCUUUACCUGUCAGUUGGGAGCUUUCAAGUGAAGCCCCUCCCUCUUUCCCCACUGGAAGUCCAGUCAUCGACGGCGGUGGGCGGAGUGGGCGAGCGGCAGGCCCUGGAGCUGCGGGUGCGGGCGGUGGAGGAGGAGAACCGGGCUCUGCGCCGGGAGCUCAGCCAGCCGCCGAGGAUCCCGCCAGCGCGCCUCCCAAACGGCAGUCACCGUGGCAACCAGAGCCGAGCCCACUCGGAGGAGGGCACCGGCGACAACGAGGGCCAGAAAGCGGCGGCGGCGGGGAACAGUUCCGACUGCGUGCAGCAGCCGGUUGUGGAUAAGUGCGAGACCAUCCACGUGGCCAUCGUAUGCGCAGGUUACAAUGCGAGCCGAGACGUGGUGACACUGGUCAAAUCUGUCCUUUUCCACAGGCGGAACCCUCUACAUUUCCAUUUCAUCACAGACUCCAUUGCUCAGCAGAUCCUGUCCUCUCUGUUCCACACCUGGAUGGUUCCCGCCGUCAGGGUUGAUUUCUACGACGCAGAUGAGCUGAAGAGUGAGGUGUCAUGGAUCCCGAACAAACACUACUCUGGGAUCUACGGUCUGAUGAAGCUUGUGCUCACCAAGACGCUGCCGUCCGACCUGCAGAGGGUCAUCGUUCUGGACACUGACAUUACCUUUGCCACAGAUAUCGCUGAACUCUGGGCUGUGUUUCACAAGUUCAGAGGUCAGCAGGUUCUGGGUCUGGUGGAGAACCAGAGUGACUGGUACCUUGGGAACCUGUGGAAGAACCAUCGGCCCUGGCCGUCUCUGGGCAGAGGCUUCAACACCGGGGUGAUUUUGCUUCUCCUGGAUCGGCUACGGAAGCUCAGAUGGGAGCAGAUGUGGAGGCUGACUGCAGAGAGAGAACUAAUGAGCAUGCUAUCCACCUCACUGGCAGACCAGGACAUCUUCAACGCUGUGAUCAAACAGAACCCGUUCCUGGUUCACCAGCUGCCGUGCUUCUGGAACGUGCAGCUGUCCGAUCACACACGCUCUGAGAAGUGCUACAAGGAUGUUUCAGACCUGAAGGUGAUCCACUGGAACUCCCCCAAGAAGCUACGGGUAAAGAACAAGCACGUUGAGUUUUUCCGGAACCUCUAUCUGACCUUUCUUGAGUACGAUGGCAACCUGCUACGGCGUGAGCUGUUUGGCUGUCCCAGCGAGGCCGACCACAACAGUGAGAACCUCCAGAAGACUCUGUCCGAGCUGGACGAAGACGAUCCUUGCUACGAGUUUCGCCGAGAGCGAUUCACCGUCCACCGAACCCACCUGUACUUCCUCCACUAUGAGUACGAACCAAGCUCGGACAAUACUGACGUCACUCUUGUCGCUCAGCUCUCCAUGGACAGGCUCCAGAUGUUGGAGGCCAUCUGUAAGCACUGGGAAGGCCCAAUCAGCCUGGCCCUGUACCUGUCCGAUGCCGAGGCCCAGCAGUUCCUGCGUUAUGCUCAGGGCUCCGAAGUGCUGAUGAGCCGAGGGAACGUAGGUUACCACAUCGUCUACAAGGAGGGACAGUUCUACCCAGUCAACCUCCUGCGGAACGUGGCCAUGCGGCAGGUCAACACACCCUACAUGUUCCUUUCAGACAUCGACUUCCUACCCAUGUAUGGCCUCUACGAAUAUCUCAGGAAGUCAGUGGUGCAGCUGGACAUGGCCAACAACAAGAAAGCUCUGGUGGUUCCGGCCUUUGAGACGCUGCGAUAUCGCCUGUCCUACCCCAAAUCUAAGGCUGAGCUGCUCUCUCAGCUCGACAUGGGUACACUCUUCACCUUCAGGUAUCAUGUGUGGACCAAAGGCCACGCACCGACUAACUUUGCCAAAUGGCGGACUGCCACCACGCCCUACAGGGUGCAGUGGGAGGCGGACUUCGAACCCUAUGUAAUGGUGAGGCGGGACAGUCCUGAGUACGACCGCCGAUUUGUGGGCUUCGGCUGGAACAAGGUGGCUCACAUCAUGGAAUUGGAUGCGCAGGAGUACGAGUUUGUGGUUCUGCCCAAUGCUUACAUGAUCCACAUGCCUCAUGCACCCAGCUUCGACAUCACCAAGUUCCGCUCCAACAAGCAGUACCGGGUCUGUCUCAAGACCCUGAAGGAGGAGUUCCAGCAGAACAUGUCGCGGCGCUACGGCUUCGCCGCCCUUAAGUACAUGACGGCCGAGAACAACAGCUAGCCACUGCUGCUGACCCUCGCACCCCCGGUGAACUGCUGAACACACUCCAGAGCCUGGGGGUGUGGUGGA